GUUAAGUUCCAGGUCUCGCGAGAUUUGGUCAAUGGCAGUGUCAGAGUGUCAACAACGGGUAGGCAGCAGCAGAGCUGUCGGGAGCAGGGAGGGGGAGUGAAGAGGCAGUUUAAUCAUCCGAAGAAGAUUACUAGCUAGCCUGUGAAAGCAGGAGCCAGCGCUGGACGGUUCGAUGACACCACAGGAUAAUUUGUCUGAGAUGGGGGAUGAUAGACCCUUUGUCUGCUCUGCUCCUGGAUGUGGACAGAGAUUCACAAAUGAAGACCACCUGUCAGUGCACAAACACAAGCAUGAAAUGACAUUAAAAUUUGGUCCCGCCAGGACAGAUUCUGUCAUCAUUCAAGACCAGACCCCCACCCCCACCCGUUUCCUGAAGAACUGUGAGGAGGUUGGUCUAUUCAAUGAGCUGGCCAGUUCUUUUGAACAUGAGUUCAGCAAAGCACAGGAAGACGACCAGAGAACAAAACACCCACCUGUGCCGUUACAAACACCAUCUGAAAUAAAAGAAGAAGAAGAGGCUCCUUUAGAGGUAGAUUCUUCUCCUCCUGAAAGCCCCGGCUCCUCGUCCAGCAUGUCUGACAACAGCAGAGACUCGAGGGAGAUUCUCACAAAACCUUUGGUGAACUCGGCUCCCACUCCAACUAUUGUGCGUCCAGGUUCUCUCCCCCUGCACUUAAGCAACGACUCACUACAACCGACCCUUCCUUCUCCCACAUCCGUAAUCACACAAGCUCCACCUUCCAACAGACAGCUGGGAUCCCCCACGAGUGCAUAUCCACUGGUGAGGCAUCUCCCAAACGGGCAGACUGUUCCUCUUUUGCCCAGCCCUGUGCAGCUUACCUCAGUUAUUUCUAUUGCGAGGCCCAUGAACACAGUGCCUAACAUCCCUGGGAUUCCAGGACCCCCUGUUGGAGGAGCCAGUAGUGGUUCAUCCUCCCCAUCUGGCUAUGGUCUUCAUUCUGAGGCUAAACUGCGAUUGAAGGCCGCUCUGUCACAUCAAGGCCCGGGAACACAAGAUGGAGCAGGUGGUGGAUCAGGAUCCAUCCCUGCUGUUCCCCAGAGGCAGGAACAGAGUCAACAGCCCUCUCAAAACUCGGAUGCUCUAUCACCCGCACAACCACAGGUGUCCCCUGCUCAGCCUACAGGGGGACGGCGGCGGCGUGCUUCAGAGAUGGACCCUGAUGAGAGGAGGCAGCGUUUCCUGGAAAGAAACCGGGCGGCAGCGUCACGCUGCAGACAAAAACGAAAGCUGUGGGUCAACUCGUUGGAGAAAAAGGCGGAGGACAUGGCCAGCAUGAACGUCUCCUUAACCAAUGAAGUCACUCUGUUGAGGAACGAGGUGGCACAGCUGAAACAGCUCCUCCUAGCUCACAAAGACUGCCCCGUCACCGUCAUGCAGAAGAAGACAGCUUUCUUAGCUGCAGGAGGAGACGAGACCUCCAGGGACGUUUCCACCGAACCCAUCGGCUCCCCGGCGGCAGUCAUUCAGCACAGGCCGUCGCCCCCAGCCUCGGCUUCCAGCCCGGGCGCCACCAUAAACGGGCUGAGUGUCCGCGCUGCAGAAGCGGUGGCCAUGUCGGUUUUAGCCGGCAUGGGGUCGGGAGGGGUUGUCUUGGCAACGCAGCCACAGCCAGCCCCAAGAUGAUGUGUGUUGGGGAGAAAGGGACAGCUAGAAUGAACUUGGGUGGUUUUCAGAGGACUUCAGACCGGUGCAAAGUCUUUAGUGAAGGACCCACCCUCACCCCAUAACUAGGAUUCUCUCCCUCCACAGCUUACGAUAAUCACACAAAAACAUGGCGCAGUCUCCCUCCCUCCCUCCCUCCCUCCCUCCCUCUCUCUCUCUCUCCCCGUUGUCCCCUCCCAGCAGUCUCCCUUUUCAGAGAAGCUUCAUCGCUCUGCGUAUGUAAAUAUGAAAUAAACAUGUCCAACACUUUCUCUGCAGGGUUCGGGGUCGUGUCUUGACAAGGUUUUAGAUGAGGAAGACGGAUGGAUUUAGUUUUUAUCAGCUAAUCAUUUACUUUUGUUUCAGUUCAUAAAGCAUCAGUCCAGUUUUAUCCCACACACUGGCUGUGAUGAGGUUUUAUUAUUUUAUUUGACAGGCUGGCUAUUGAACUUUAAAUGUGUUUUUUUGUUUUUUUCCAUUUGUAAAAAAAAGUAUUUUUUAUUCUUAAAACAUGAUGUUCACAUGAUGUCUUGCUUGUGCAGUUCAGAUCUGGUGCAAGAUGGACUGACUGCAGUUAAAGGUGGUCUUGGAAGUUUCCUUCUGUUUACUGUUCAACCUGUUUCUUUUUUCUUUGUGUUUGUUUGUUUGUUUGUUUUUAGAUUAAAAAAACACGUAAUGGUUUAGUCAGCUGCCCACCCUGUGGUUGAAAGACCUUUUCUUUUUAAUCAUGUAUUUCGACCCAUUUAGAAUGGAUGUUGUGAUAUUUCUUUUCAAUCGAACCCUUUUGACUGCAUGAACUAUUCGAGGCUAAAGAAUACCACUGAUUGUAUGUAAAUCAAUAUACAGUUGCUGUUCUGUUCAAUAACAGUUGAUUGGUGCAGUCAUGUUCUAGGUGUGUAAGAGUUCCACACAGGUUCAACUUUUAAAUCAUGCUAGUCCAACAUAAUGGCUUUUACACCCUUCUACCCUGCCAUUUCAGAUGAGCAAAGAAUAGUGCAAUAUAUAUUUUUCUAUUGGAUAACAAUGUUUUUGUUUAGAGAUGGCAUGUCUGCUCCAGAUACUUGGAGGGGUUUGGUCUGUUUCAGUCAGAAUCUACUUCUAAUGUGACCAAAGCAAAUGUAAAGAUGGAGUACUUGAGUUGUGGAUUAAUUAGUGCACAUUUAGAGUUGCAGAUGCUCUGUUGUUGAGAACCUUUCACCAUAAAAGUAGUCUCGUGUCACACACACACACAAAAAAAAACUCAUAUUUGGUGCAAGGUGCUUCUUAUGUUUUAAGUGUUUUUAUUCAUCAAACUUGCUGGGUUUUUUGUCCUUCAGUUUCUUUAAAGGGUUUUAUUUUUUUCUGUGGGAAAUUUGAGGAUUUUUUUCUGCCACCUUAAUUGUCCAACGGGAUAUUGUUUAUUUGUUUUUGCUUUGUUUAACUGAGGCUUAUCUAAACAAGAGGACGUGAAUGAUGUGUUUGUGGUAUGUUUGGACUUAGUCUGCCCAAUACUCAGGCCUCAAGAUGAGAAAAAUAUGUGUGUAUAGUCAACUAAUUAAUAAAUUAAUGUAAAACA
Molecule: messenger RNA, 3218 nt
Organism: Nothobranchius furzeri (turquoise killifish)
Lineage: Eukaryota; Metazoa; Chordata; Actinopteri; Cyprinodontiformes; Nothobranchiidae
Gene: atf7b
Product: activating transcription factor 7b
Biological process (GO): regulation of transcription by RNA polymerase II
Molecular function (GO): DNA-binding transcription factor activity, RNA polymerase II-specific; cAMP response element binding
Source: RefSeq, a predicted model, not a curated record